GUUUUUCUGAUGGUAUCAACGGCUGGUAUCUGAUGGUUCCUGAAAAGUUCUCUAGAUGCGAUUCCUUGUUUGGAUUCUUCUGCAUGCUGCAGCGGAGCUGCCUUCCAACUGCGAUGCGCCGGACUUCACUGUGAUGCUGGUGAGAUCCCGCGCCUACUAUCGGAGUGGCUUCUUUGAACUUUCAGACUCGGAGAGAGUGGCACGAAUUUUGGAAAGCCGAGAGCUCAUCAAAGAGAUUUGCCCAGCGGCACUGCUGCAAGCUAUUUUGUUGAAACUUGAAGAGAACUUGGUGUAUCAAACAGAUGCUUUCCAGAGCCUGAUGGCGCAAUACACCUUGUACUUACAUGAAGCCAUUCGAAAUGAGAAGAUCACACCGGACGAGAUGAAGACAUGGCCAUUAGAUGAAGGCGUCCAACGGGUCAUGAACAUCAGUGAAGCACUGGCGCAAAAGAGGUCUUUGUCCAGUGCCAUGGUGAUGAAUUACUGCCAAAUGAUUGAUCGAUUUGGAACGAGCCAUGAGUUGGAUUGGAUUUUGGAGCCGCCCUUUGGUGAGAGCCGUGGCGAUGGUGGCGAUGGUGGCGAUGACACUGGUGACACUGGACUUCUGACUGACACGGAUUUCUACAUCUAUCAAGUUGACUGGCCAUGGUGUGCGCCCCUCAAGGAUGAAGUCCUUGCCAAAGUUCGCAGGGCAGUGCGCAAGUUGCAUGUGAUUAGUUAUUCCGCUGGGCCACGCAGGGAAGAACAAACGGCAUAUUUCAAAUAUAUCGCGGAUCACUGGGAGAACUUACCCGAUUUUACGAUUUUUGUGCACCCAGACGCUGAUGAGCAUCAAGGCUCCCAGUUUCUGGCGCUCCGGCGGGCCUUGAAACUGAUUAAGACGCAGUCGAAAUUUGCGCAGGAGGCUUUGGGAUACUAUCCUUUGGCGCAGCAAAUGGUGAUCGAACCGAUGCGUGUUUGGGGAAAGGAUUUUGCCCCAAUCUGGCAACGCUUUUGGCAUCGGGUUUUCGGACAUCCUUGGACAGACAUGGGCCUUGGCCCACCUCGUUGCAAGUGGCAGAAACAUGUUGGUUACUACUUGCUUGGCCAUGCCGGACACACAGGACGCACACGGACAAGUCUGCCGGCCGCCAAGGCCACCUGCGCCCAACUGGACGAGGAAUGCCUUGGUGUCACCUGCCUUUCGCCUUUGGAACCGGCGGAGUUGGAUGAACUCGGGGAGGUGCCACUGUUUCGGGACCGAUGGGGGCGCCACUCCUGCACGGCGCGGAGGGGGGCUGAGGGAUUGCAAGAGUCGCCAGAAAGGGAAGUCGCUGAAGUGAGUUACAUCAAGAGCUGCAGAUCUGCACACAAUGCAGAUGCGAGUGUUGCUGCGAGUGCCACAGCAGGAUCAACGUAUCGAGCCGUGAACAAUUCCUUUCUCUUUGGCUAUGCAGCUGGAGACGAAGUGGUUCGUGGGGAACUGGAGGCCCGUAGAAGAUGCGAUGAACUUGGUGAGGAUUGUGCUGGUUUCACCUGUGAAAGCUUCAUUCCAUUGACCAAGUCCACCACAAAGCAGGGCUAUGCAGACGCUCAGAAAGCUCAAAGCUGCACAGUUCGUGCUGGAUCUGAGCUGAUUCAGAGCCCCAGCAGUGAGUUCACAUUCGUCAAAAUUCCUCCCAGUGCAGAUCUGCAAAAAUCAGUGUCCCGGGUCACUUCCAAAACCAACGCCAGCCGCGUUUUUCAAUUCUACACUGGCUCCCAGUCCAUUGUGCGGAAGGAUCGUUUGCAAUGGUGGCCCCUAGAAGAAAUCGAGAACUUCGCAGCUGAUGGAGUGUGGUGCUCUAGUACUACGGGCCUUUUUGAGGCUGUGUGGCACCGGAUGUUUGGCGAGCCUCUGUCGCAGCACGCCAGAGAAUCUGAUCCGGCAUUGCCGCUGUAUCUCAAGUGGGAGAUUCCCACCUUCUUCUCUUAUGGUGACGAGGAAGUUAUUUGAAUGCCCCUAUCUUCACAGAUCUCCAGCAGACGCCAGGUGCCAUUCUGUGCCAUUCUGGUGAGAGAUUUUCUCGGACAAGAAAACAAGGAGGGCGGUCCCUGACAGCCACGACCUGACACGACCUGAUACGACCUGACACGAGCUGACAGAUGCGCAACACAUAGUGCAACAUCCUGGGGGAAAGGCGGAGAUGAUGCGAAGAGCCGUUGGUGGAGCACCGGAACCAUGCGGAGCAGAGUGGCUUCCAAAGACAACCGUGGACCAUCGCGGAUCCGCGCACCGCAGCGGCCAAGAGGAGGAUAAAUUCGUGAAGCCUUGAG
Molecule: messenger RNA, 2295 nt
Organism: Cladocopium goreaui
Lineage: Eukaryota; Dinophyceae; Suessiales; Symbiodiniaceae
Source: the annotation of a GenBank genome assembly